Messenger RNA from Protomyces lactucae-debilis, 1340 nucleotides. RefSeq lists its product as uncharacterized. NCBI's taxonomy places the organism in Eukaryota, Fungi, Ascomycota, Taphrinomycetes, Taphrinales, Protomycetaceae. The record is from RefSeq and is a predicted model, not a curated record. The transcript has a single exon. Bases 23 to 946 code for a protein of 307 amino acids.
AGAUGCUCUACACCAGCAAGUCAUGUCACAAUGGCAAGGCCCGAGCUACAUUGCGGCAGCACCAUACAGCAGCUACGCACCGAGGACAUCAGUAUGUCAGUGCUCGACUGGACACACCACACCUGCUGUCCUUGGCUCACCACUUCAACCAUCUACGCCACUGUCAAUGGAGUCUCAAACGCCCACCUUAGAUGCCCCACAAGACGUCAGCUUUGAGUACUUUGACGCAGCAGUUCAAUACCAGAAUGAGCUCUGCCUGAGCCCCAACAAUCUCCCUGCUACACCCACGGAAGAGAUGGUCUUUGGUCUUGGCAUCAGCUUCCCCCAGCAAACAGCGAAGCAUGGAGAAGACCUGAUGACUCCACCUACCACACCUACGAAGCUUCCUAGGACUUCAGUGUCUGAGUCACCCAUCGCUCGGCGUAAGUGGACAGCUGACGAGGACGAAGCUCUUACCGAAGCCGUUGCCAAGUAUGCAACAUGUGCUCAGAAGUGGAAGAAGGUUGCUGCAGCUGUUGGCAACAGGCACGCAAAGCUCUGUGCCAAGCGUUGGGAUUAUCUCGACCGUACCACCAUGAAGGGAGUCAAGCGUGGACGAUGGACAUACGAUGAAGAUGUUGUGCUCUCGCAGCUUGUUCGCGAUUGGACUUCAUCGCGCACUGACAAGAUCAACUGGAAUGUCAUCGCCACUCAGUUGCCUCGUCUUCGCAGUGGCACUCAAGCCCAGGCGCGCUACACAGAAACACUUGACCCCUCAAUCAAGAAGGGCUGGUGGACGCCAGAGGAGAUUAUGGCCCUUCAAGCAGCUAUUCAGCUCUAUGGCACAUGUUGGCGUCAAGUCGCUCAAGAGGUACCUGGACGUACUCAACGCCAGUGUCGCAUGCGCUACUUGGCUUUGGCUGGUACCAGUGACGAACAAGAUGAGGCACGGUGCGAUAGUGCCUAAAUGAUUCGAUAUAAGAUACUUUGCUAGCGUCGGCGUUGUCCUUAGAUUGUUGAAAAUUCACUACAUAUACAACCAUCUGAAUACGUGCGAGUGAAAGCCAGGUGAACAGAAUUCUGAGGCUGGGACAUGAAUCUCACCAAGUGCAAGUGCCAAGUUAGUACUCGAUCUCGAUCACAAGCAGAUGACAGCUCAUCUUGCAUGAUACACAUCAAUGGCGACGGUAUGUCUCUGCGAAGAGCCGCCUACCUAUGGCGUGUCAGGUUCUUGAGAUUUUAUGACGAGAGAUGCCGAGCAUCAAGUUGCCAUCAACGCCUUGUUUUGACCAUUUCCGAUCUCGCAUUUCUUAUCUAAUUCAAGGUGAUUGCACGGCAGAUCUACACACAUGUUAUAUUUU